Myotis lucifugus (little brown bat) is the source of this 713-nucleotide messenger RNA. It is a transcript of the gene NUPR1, whose product is annotated as nuclear protein 1, transcriptional regulator. The record is from RefSeq and is a predicted model, not a curated record. The transcript is spliced from 3 exons. Gene Ontology annotation, biological process: negative regulation of cell population proliferation; negative regulation of cell cycle. The coding region runs from base 156 to 407 and encodes 83 amino acids. NCBI's taxonomy places the organism in Eukaryota, Metazoa, Chordata, Mammalia, Chiroptera, Vespertilionidae. Gene Ontology annotation, cellular component: nucleus.
UGCAUCAGACAGGGCCUGCUGGGCUGGGCCACGGCCGCUGAGGAGGAGACGUGGCCUUAUAAGUCGGAUCCAGUGAACUGGGAGGUGCCAGGAAACCAGACACAAACUAAGUUGUGGAAGGCGAGAGAGACAGUGAGGGUACUAGUAAGCCAGCCAUGAUGGCCACCUUCCCCAGAGCCGCCAGCUCGUCGCAGCAGCCCCCGGGCCCACAGGACGAAGACCCCAGCCUGGACGAGUCCGACCUCUACAGCCUGGCGUAUUCCCAGCUGGGAGUGGGAGGCCGGAAAGGUCGCACCAAGAGAGAAGCCGCUGCCCACACCAACCGCCCCAGCCCUGGUGGGCACGAGAGGAAGCUGGUGACCAAGCUCCAGAACACGGAGCAGAACAAGCGAGGGGCGCGGCCCUGAGACCGCGGGAGAGGAGGCCGGAGCACGCACCCCCCACGGCGAUGUUGGCAGGACCACGGAGGAGCCAGCGCCCGGAGGCAGGACCCGGGCCUACUCGCCCACCCGACUCCCAGGACUCCCCCACCUGCCUCAGGCUCUGAGGGGCCCCCAAGGGAGCACCUGCAGAACAAGGGCAAGAUAGGGGCAACAGGCAGGGCGGGCGUGGAGGGGCAAAGCCACGAAGGCGCCCCAAAAAGAAAGAUGCCGAGGAAACCGGAGCUCCCCGGGUGGCGCGGCAAUAAAGUGCAGCAACAGCUGUGAGCCUUG